AUGAGUACUUCUCAUGAUAAUUACACAAUUCACAAGGUUUCUCUAAAACGUACUCGUCAAGCAUGCGGGCCUUGCCGGCGCAAGAAGGCCCGUUGUCCCGGAGAGAAGCCAAUAUGCUCGCUCUGCCAAAGGCUCGGGCAGCAUUGUACAUACGGGCACCAGGCGACCGCCAACCGGGCCCCAAACUCGCGGCCAUCUGCCAAUGACGAGGACCACUACAAUGGUGGAGAACCCACCCUCCCUAAUGAAUAUUCUUUGCGACGUGUUGGAAAUAUUGAACAGAAACUCGACGAAAUUUCGAAUCUGCUGCGCGAGCGCUUACCUCCAGCCGAUGUCGUUUCUGCGCCUUUAAGAUCCCGCAAUGGUCAGACCCAGGAUAUACCUGAUGUCUCGACUUCACUCGGCGAAGUUCAGUCGGAGAACUCAGAUAUUUUUUCAUGCGAUGAAUUACCGCCUCAUUUCAUCAAAUCCGAAGUCGACGUUUACUUAACUAAAUUUCAUGACCAACCGUAUUGCGUGUUUGUGGAGGAAUGGCUUCGGGAAAACGCCGAGUUCCUUCCUUCAGAGAUUGCUUUUCCACUGGUCGGACUUACACGCCGUCUCACAGUGAAUUCUCCCGGAAUUGCUGGCCGCGAUAUACCUACUGGCAAGUAUUGCACUGAAAGAGCACGAGGCAUAUUAUCUUCGCAAUACCAAGAUGGAAAGACUGGUUUAUCCUUUCUUCAAGGUACCUUUCUUGUGGCUCAUUUGGACUUUGCUGAUGGCAAUGCACACCGGGCGUGUGCAUCUGUUGCACUUGGUCUCCGAGUUAUCCAAUCAUUUGGAAUGAACCAGGGCAAGAAUCUUUCGGCCCUAAAUCAAACGGACGCAGAGGCGAGAAGGCGAAUCACUUGGGCCUUUUUCAUGCUUGACCGUACAUACAACGCAGCAAGAAACUAUUCCCUAUGUCUAUCCGACAAACAUUUCACCCUCCUUUUCCCUUCUCCUGCUGAUGCGCUAUUGACACCGGGCUCCUUACACGAAAAGUCGACGAAAAUAGGCUUCAAGGUUGACCAAGGAAUCAUGGCCUGUCUGCUACGGUUGUAUUCUUUAUGGGGGAAAGCAACAGAGUGGGUAUUUGAACCAUCAAUCACAUGCUCUCUUCCUCCCUGGCAAAGUGGAUCGGCCCUUUCCAUCCUCGAGUCGGAGUGGAUGCAAUUUGAAACUCAGUUUGCAGACACUCACCGCUACAUGAAUGUUGACUUCAAAAGGCGUGCUCGAGAAGAGCCCUGUUCUCGACCAUACUUGUCAACCUGGAUGUGUGUGCAGUUCCUCUUCCACUCAGUCCAAUGUUUGCUUCAUCACCCAUUUGUCACUAUGAUUAAGCUUCGACACAUGAAAGGAAACCUCUCUGCUACAUUUUUGCAGAAAUCCUUCGAAACCUCCUUGCUACACUCGCGAUGGAUUGCAAGAUUUAUCAAAGAAAUGGCCGAAGUGGACUUGCAACUCUGCGACCCGUUUCUAGGAUACCUUGCUGCAAUUGCUGCCACCAUUCAACUUGAGCACACUGGAAAUAAAAAUCCGCAAAUAGCGUUACUGGUCAACAACGAAUAUCGAGUUCUUGUAGACUUUAUAACCGGCCUGUCUUCUCAUUGGAAUAACAUGGGCGUAUUGGUCCAUCGAGUUAAUGAGUUGGCUUCUCGACAUCAAAAUUAUGGAUCACUAUUCUACAAUCAAGAUGGAUUUUCGGGGGCUCUAUCUAAGAUGCCAACUCCGUCAAAUAUGCCAAGGAUGUCAACGCAAGACGAGGCCCUCAUGUGGGAUAUACUAGAUUUCGCCUCGUCGUCUAGUCCACUUGAGGCGAGCGAGGUACCAGAUGCAGUGCCAACCAGGAAGAAAAGAAGGGUAUCCGAAAGGACUGCCUCGAAAGACAGUACCCCGCCAAACAACGAAGGCCACACUUUCAAACACCAUGAAGUCCUGAUAGAAUCAAGAAAGGCGAACGGCCCUCCAUCUCCACACGCAAAUAUUGGCCAAAGGGAGACGCCUUUAUUAAACGAUGAAUCAAUUACUGAGUGGGAUUUUUCAGGGAGAGAUGUUAAUAACGUUCCGGGAUCAGUAGUGCCUGAUAUUCCUGAUUGGAUGAUUUUUGGAGAUUUCAUGUCAGAGCAUCUCUGA
Penicillium macrosclerotiorum is the source of this 2157-nucleotide messenger RNA. Its product is annotated as Zn(II)2Cys6 transcription factor. Bases 1 to 2157 code for a protein of 718 amino acids. Lineage: Eukaryota; Fungi; Ascomycota; Eurotiomycetes; Eurotiales; Aspergillaceae. Gene Ontology annotation, molecular function: zinc ion binding; DNA binding; DNA-binding transcription factor activity, RNA polymerase II-specific. Gene Ontology annotation, cellular component: nucleus. Gene Ontology annotation, biological process: DNA-templated transcription; regulation of DNA-templated transcription. The transcript is spliced from 6 exons. The record is from RefSeq and is a predicted model, not a curated record.